Messenger RNA from Chara braunii, 1049 nucleotides. NCBI's taxonomy places the organism in Eukaryota, Viridiplantae, Streptophyta, Charophyceae, Charales, Characeae. The record is from the annotation of a GenBank genome assembly.
CGCAUCUGCAGCAGCAUAAUGGAGAGCACGCGGACAGAUUAGGGGCGCAGCUCUUUGGGAAAGCGAUGGAGAUGGUGGGGGAGCUGCAACAUGAAGAUAUUCUUUUCUACACAGAUGAUGGAGUCUCGUAUGCGUACGUUGGACGACAAGGACGUGGUCAGUUCCUAUGAUAACCUUGCCGCAGGGUGUGUGUAUUGGGGAGUAUAUAGUCAGAGGGGCUGUGAAGGGGAUGUGACGGACAACGUUGAACAUGAGGUGAGGGCUGGGGAAUGGUGGACGAACCUGAUGGCGGUCUCUUCUCAGGUCGUCGUCGGGAAUACUGACGUCGACAGUGUCACUCGUCCGCGGCAGCUUAAUGGAGACCAGACGAGUGAGGGGGAGGGGGCGCAGGGGCUCUUGGAAGAGGUGGUAGUUCUGGCGGAAGAGAGGCAGAGAAUGGGCGAGAUUGGAGAGAGGGGUUGGCAGGUGGACAACAACAACAACAACAACAACCACAACAACAACAACAACAACGAUGAGCUGGGAUUGGGCAAAAUUGGCGACGAGGGCGUGAAUGGCAACAACAACAACAACAACAACGACAACAACAAGAACGGUGAGCUGGGAUUGGGUGAAAUUGGCGACGAGGGCGAGAAGGGUGAUGAACAUGAGGGGAGGGCCAUCCAAUGGUGGGGGAACUUGAUGGCGCUCUCUCCUCAGGUCGGCGCCGGGAAUGCUGACGUCAACGGUGUUACGCAUCUGCAGCAGCGUAAUGGAGAGCACGCGGGUGAGUGGGAGGUGGUGCUGGGCUUCAUGGCAGAGGUGGUGCUUGUGNACGUCAACGGUGUUACGCAUCUGCAGCAGCGUAAUGGAGAGCACGCGGGUGAGUGGGAGGUGGUGCUGGGCUUCAUGGCAGAGGUGGUGCUUGUGGUGGAGGAGAGGCAAGGAAUCGGUGAGAUCGGAGAGAAGGGUUGGAAGGUGGACAACAACAACAACAACAACGGUGAGCUUGGAUCGGUCUAAACUGGUGCAGCGGGCCUUCAUCUGCCCUGGCCUACAGCCAGGGCCUA